Messenger RNA from Zootermopsis nevadensis, 842 nucleotides. NCBI's taxonomy places the organism in Eukaryota, Metazoa, Arthropoda, Insecta, Blattodea, Termopsidae. The record is from RefSeq and is a predicted model, not a curated record.
AUAUAUCAGUGGCCGGAUAUUAUAAUUGGUUGUGCUGGGUUCGUCGUCCAUUAUGUGUUACGUCAGGUAUUAAACCCCUUCUUCACAUAUGAGGAAGAUGUUAAGAAAAUUAAUGGUUGGAUAUUCUUUGGCAGUGAAAUAAAGGUAUAUUUUCAUAUCAUAAUUCUCAUUGGCUGACCUGAGAGCAUUAAGUAUGGCACAGUUUGAAAGAACAUACGACUGACAUGGUGCUUGAUUCCUUGCUGUUCCCCUUCUCGAUGAUAAUUACAGGUGCAAUUAUCUUCUUGCUGGUUUAUUUCGUGAUAUGUUUAUCAGAUUUAGAAUGUGAUUACUUGAAUGCUCAACAGUGUUGCUCGAAGCUGAAUGCGUGGGUGUUACCAAAGCUGAUUGCCCAGGACUUUCUUACACUUCUUUUCCUUCUCCUUGGUCACUGGAUACUUGCAUUUGCAAAUCUUCCAUUGGCAAUUUGGCUUGCAUAUGAAUAUUACACAGUGCCCACGGGAAACACGGGAAUGUUUGAUCCUACUGAGAUUCAUAAUCGGGGCAAAUUGAAGAAACAUAUGCGAGACUGUAUGAUAUAUCUGGGAUAUUAUUUUCUCUUUUUCUUUGUGUAUUUGUACUGGUAAGUCUUUAUCAUAUGGUUUCUUUUACAUUUUUCUUCCAGUGUUUCUGUAUAUUUAAUUGCAUUAAGUAAAGCCAAAAACACAGGUAUGAUUGCUUUACAGUCUUGUUACAGUAUUUAUGCUGUAUUAUACUUGAAGAUUUCUGUCUUCUGGGUUGUUGCGCUGUGUAGUCUGGUCGAUGUUAACCAACGUUUCAGAGGUCAUACUGCCUCCGUCAUC